CAGGCCAAUGGCAUGGAACCCAAACUCUUAUCAGGUGUGUGGGUACAGGUAUUUCCUGACCAAAUGAACAAACAUAGCAUGAUAUGAUAUUAAUGGAUAUAAGGCUGUAGAUGGUUAAAUAGAUGUAAGAAAGAAAGAAAGAAACCAACAACAAUUGGCCAAAGCCACAGUCAUGCUGAUAUUAAGUGCAUAUAUUGCUAAUGUAGGAGAUAAAGGUGGAGAUUGAUGAGGACGACAGGCGAGAUUCCACCCUGGAGACUGGAACAACCUGUUUUCAUGUUUCAGAAACAGAGAUGACUCCAGCGUGGGGCAAUUAAGGAUAAACUUCCAGCCUUUUUAAAGGUUUGACAUGAUUUAAUGACACUAUGACCCACUUCCUAGCCUGCAUGUUCACAUUGCUCCAGAUAUGUCUGACGCCAUCCCUAGCAAUUCUUUCUCCUCCAAAGAAUCUGACUGUGGGAUUAUUGGAUUUUAAGGCUACAGCUGAAUGGCUUCCUGGGAAAGGAAAUCCUCCUGACAGCAGAUAUACCUUGGAGUUUAUAACUGCACGAAAAAUGUCUGGAGGAAAGUGGAAUUGCUCUCCACACUGCACUAACAUAGCCAUACUUAAAUGCGAACUGACCUUCAAUCUGCAACCUGAGCUUCACUGGAAUUAUUUUGUGAGGGUCAAGACAACACUUAAAAGGGCACGCUCCAACUGGACAACUACAUUAAAGUCUUUCCAGCCAUAUGGAGACACACACCUGAGUUCCCCAGAUGUAAAAAUCUCAACUGAACAAAAGUCCAUUAAAAUUAAUUUUAGUCAUUGUCUGGAAUUGAAACCAGAGAUCAAACCACUGGAAUACCUGCUAUACAUUUUUGAGAACAGUCCUGCAGGGGAAUCAAAGUUUGUAGCACUGAUAUCAACCUCAGAAUCUCCCUACAUUUUCCGUGAUGUGCCAUCUGGCAAGAACUACUGUGUUAGUGUUUCUGCCAGUCAUCAACAAGCCUUGAAGAACAACAACUUCAACACCAACAAAUGUAUAUUUCUAUUAGAUUCUACUAGAAGCUUUAUGCUGGUGUGCAUUGUGGCCAUACUGCUGAUUAUUUUUUCAACUGGGAUUUUUUUGUCUUUUGGUUGUUUUUACCACAUGAGGCAUAAAAACAAGAAUCUCCACAUUCCAAAACAUUUGAUUGUUUUUCCAGGAUAUAAAUGGGUCCUAAAACCAAUCCUUGAGGAAUACCAGCCAAUUACAGUGACACCGCCAAAAACAGCAACGAACACAGAGGGCCAUUUUUCUUCAUGGGAGGAAGACUCCAAGGACGGCUCUCUGUUCUAUCAACCAACAUCCGUCGCUAAUGUCAUCCCACCAGAGCAAGCUGAGGAGGCCGAUACAUCAAAUCAAUGUUAUAAGUACACAAUAGCUAAUGAUAUGGAGGAUAGUGAAGAAAAUGAAAAUGUAAUAUCUGAAAAGAUUGAGGAAAAUAUGCAUCCAGGUAGUGAAUCUGGAUCUUCCUGUGCUUGUAAUUUAAACCAUUUGAGAUCAUCCAGAAUACUACAAACAGUUAUUAUGAACACGUUUGUAAACUCAGAGACGAUUAGAUAUUAUGCAGAAGAAACUCUUUCCUGUUCUUCUGGCAAUAGCUGUGAAAGAGAAGUGCCUGCUGAAGAUGAGGAGGAGGAGGAUGACUUCUUCUUACCUGAUUUCUCAGACAGUGGCUAUGAACCAAGACAAAAGUAUUUAUGAACUUCCAAAUCUCUACUGUGUAAACCAGGGGUGGGGAACGUUGAUCCUGGAGGGCCAUUGUCCUGCAGAGUUUAGC
Messenger RNA from Sinocyclocheilus anshuiensis, 1803 nucleotides. RefSeq names its product cytokine receptor family member B12 (gene crfb12). NCBI's taxonomy places the organism in Eukaryota, Metazoa, Chordata, Actinopteri, Cypriniformes, Cyprinidae. Gene Ontology annotation, cellular component: plasma membrane. Gene Ontology annotation, biological process: cytokine-mediated signaling pathway. The record is from RefSeq and is a predicted model, not a curated record. The transcript has 9 exons. Gene Ontology annotation, molecular function: protein binding; cytokine receptor activity. The coding region runs from base 366 to 1727 and encodes 453 amino acids.